Molecule: messenger RNA, 3405 nt
Organism: Diatraea saccharalis (sugarcane borer)
Lineage: Eukaryota; Metazoa; Arthropoda; Insecta; Lepidoptera; Crambidae
Source: the annotation of a GenBank genome assembly
UACGUUUUGACAUUCCCGAUUUCCCAGUUUUUUGGUGGCUGCACCGUGAAUUACUAAUGUCGGGUGAUUUAUCGUUUAUCUAAUAACUGAGAGUUGUAUUUAUGAUGCUGUUUGAUUUAAUAUGUUACUUGUUGAUACUUUCGUGUCAUCCUAUUAUUCAAUAACGUGUUUGGUGUGGUUCCAUUAAAAGUUUAGCACCGAUAGGUUUCGCUGAUAGAUUUGUGCAUACAGAGGAAGAUGACGGAUUUUAUCUGCGAUAGUGUUAUUAUUUCCGUAUAGUUGUUCUAGUUUUUAACAAUGAGUCCGGGUGGAAAAUCAGCUAACAUCACCUUAAAGUCUAUAGAAGUGCCAAAGGCUUUACAGGAGGGAGAGAAAUUCAUCAAAUGGGAUGAGGAUUGUGGCUCAGGCCUCCCGGUCACACUCCGGGUGGACCCUAAGGGUUACUUCAUCUAUUGGACUGAUCAGAACAUGGAGGUUGAACUGUUAGACAUAGCUACUAUUCGGGAUGUGAGGACUGGUGUCCAUGCCAAAGUCCCUAAGGACCCGAAAAUCCGGAACGUGGUGCUGAUCGGCUCCCAGGGUUCGCUGGAGGAGAAGACCGUGACCGUUUGCUAUGGCGCCGACUUCGUUAACGUUACCUUCGUCAAUUUCUGUUGCACGAGGAAGGAGAUCGCACAGAUGUGGACGGAGGAGUUGUUCGCGUUGGCGUAUAAUCUAAACCAGCUGAACAAUCCCACCAUUAAAUUUCUCGAGAAGCUACAUACGAAGAUAGUCCUGAAAGCAGAUAAGUCUGGGAAGAUACUAGUCAAGAAUAUUGUUCGCAUAUUCGCCCAAAACAAGGAGGACAAGAAACGAGUGGAGAAGGCACUCAGUGAGUCGGGUCUGCCCACCGGCAAGAAUGAUACAAUCUCGCAGACCAAGUUCAUGUUCGAAGACUUCUUUUCGUUCUACAAGAACCUGACCCAGCGUACUGAAGUACAAACGAUAUUCAACAAAUUAACGGAUGGCAAACCGUACUUGUCGGCGACGCAACUAGUGGAUUUCCUGAAUGAAGUCCAGCGUGAUCCGCGGCUCAACGAGAUCCUGCACCCGUACGCGGACAUCCAGCGGGCGAGGGACCUGAUCAAAGCGUACGAACAUAACAAAUACCAUCAGCAGCGUUCCCAGCUCACCUUUGAUGGAUUUCUGAGGUUUCUAAUGUCCGAAGAUAAUCCGAUAGUGGCGCCCAAUAAAUUGGACCUGUGUGACGAUAUGGAGCAACCAUUGGCGCAUUACUUCAUCAACAGCUCCCACAACACUUACCUAACUGGUCAUCAGAUCACCGGCAAGUCCAGUGUUGAGAUCUACCGCCAGAGUCUCCUAGCUGGUUGCAGGUGCGUCGAGCUUGACUUCUGGAACGGUCGGACAGAAGAACCGGUGAUAGUCCACGGUUACACAUUUGUGCCGGAGAUAAGCGCCAAGGAAGUGCUAGAGGCAAUCGCUGAAAGCGCUUUCAAGACCUCAGAUUACCCGGUGAUUCUGAGCUUUGAGAAUCACUGUAACCCGCGCCAGCAAGCGAAGAUUGCCAAUUAUUGCAGGGAUAUAUUCGGCGAGAUGUUGCUCGACAGGCCGCUAGAUUCACAUCAACUGGAACCAGGAGGGGAGCUGCCACCACCGUCGUUGCUUCGUAACAAGAUAAUAAUAAAGAACAAAAAGAAGCACCAUCAUCAUCACAAGAAGGAAGAUUCGGUUACAUCUGAGGAGAGUGAACCGCGACCUGAGCUGCCACCACCGCAAGGAAACGGCGAACUCCCACCCGGAACGUUGGUCCGGCAAGGCUCGAAGGAUUCGGAGUCGUCGUCAGACUCGGAGAGCUCGUCCGGCGAGGAGGAGGCGGGCGGCGGCGAGGCGGACGAGGCGCGCGAGACUCACGCCGGCGCUGAGAUCUCAGCGCUAGUCAAUUACGUACAGCCAGUGCACUUUAGUUCGUUCGAGAGUGCCGAGAAGAAGAAUCGGUUCUAUGAAAUGUCAUCGUUCGACGAGAAACAAGCGACGACGCUGUUGAAGGAGCGACCCAUAGAGUUCGUGAACUACAAUAAGCAUCAGUUAUCGCGAGUGUAUCCUGCCGGUACCAGGUUCGACUCCUCCAACUUCAUGCCGCAGGUGUUCUGGAACGCGGGCUGCCAGCUGGUGGCGUUGAACUUCCAGACGUUGGAUUUGGCGAUGCAGCUCAACCUCGGCACCUUCGAGUACAACCGUCGCUGUGGAUAUUUGCUCAAACCCGAAUUUAUGAGGCGGAAGGAUCGUCGUCUAGAUCCGUUCGCGGAGAGUACAGUUGACGGCAUCAUAGCCGGCUCCCUGUCCGUGACCGUACUAUCCGGACAGCUGUUGACGGACAAGCGUUGCGGCACGUAUGUGGAGGUGGAUAUGUUCGGUUUACCGGCGGACACGGUCCGUAAGAAGUUCCGGACCAGAGUCGCCCCCAAUAACGGUAUCAAUCCUGUCUACGGAGAGGAGCCGUUUAUAUUUAAAAAGGUAGUGUUACCAGAGCUGGCGAUGCUUCGUAUAGCCGCUCACGAGGAGAGCGGCCGGCUGGUGGGCCACCGCGUGCUACCCGUCGUAGGGUUGUGUCCCGGUUAUAGACAUGAUUACGUGCCGGACCGGCUAUCGGAGCUAGCGGAGGCGCUCGCCAACCCGAUAAAGUACCAGAGUGAGUUGGACAAACGCGAGCACCAGUUGGCCGUGCUCACGGAGGGCACCGACGCCCCCGCCGCCCCCGCCCCCACUGCCCUCGCCGCCCCCAUAAAACAAGAGAGCACUACAGAUGGCAGUCCUAGUAAAUCCUCCAUCAUAAUGACGGAGACCAAGAAGCUGAUAGAGAACGAGUCUAUAACAUCAGCAGCGUCGCUUCCCGCUAACGAUAAGGAGUCCCAAGAACAAACAGACGAAAAACAAGACGGUGCUUCAGAUGAAUCGGCGUUAGCGGAAAGUUUAGAUACACUACUGUCCAGUGAAAUGGUUCGCAAAAAGCGUGCUGAACUCGCUCGAAAACUGGACGCGUUGCGGCGCAAACAAGAUAAGGAGAAACGGCCAGUCACCGCUAAAUUCUACGUCGGCAACAAGCUUGCUAAGAAACUGUACGGAGGCGAAGCGCAUGGUAGCGGCGAAGAAGGGGGCAGUGAAGAGCGCGAAUUACGUCUGAGAUAUCAUCACGCCAUAUACGCGGCCCUAGAGAAACACGACUUAUUGGAACUUGAGAAGAAAGAAAUUCUGAAUAGACUAGCGAAUUCACGGAAGGAAGAUGUAAAAGCUUUAGCCAAGAAGACUAAUAGAGAUAAAGACGAGAUUCUCAGGAUAAAAAGGGAAAUACACUCGCAGGAGCUUCUGGAAUUGGAGCGGCUGUGCGGUGGAGCGCCGGAGGGCUAG